Messenger RNA from Mesorhabditis belari, 1305 nucleotides. Lineage: Eukaryota; Metazoa; Nematoda; Chromadorea; Rhabditida; Rhabditidae. The record is from the annotation of a GenBank genome assembly.
AUGGCCAAGGAUCGAUUGAAUAUCGCACUGGUUUCCGACUUUUUCUGUCCGAACACUGGUGGUGUCGAGACGCACAUCUACUUCUUGGCGAAAUGUCUGCUAGCACGGGGACACAAGGUUAUCGUCAUCACGCACGCUUAUGGUGAGCGACGUGGGAUAAGAUAUUUGUCGAAUGGCUUGAAAGUAUACUAUCUCCCGUUUUUAAUCGUCUACAAUGGAGCCUCGUUGGGGCAGGGUCCAGCCUCGUUUCCCUGGUUUCGUCAAAUUUUCAUCAGCGAGGAUAUUCAAAUUGUGCACGGGCAUUCGUCUUUCUCAACACUGGCACACGAGGCUUUGAUGCACGCGGGUAUUCUCGGUCUUCACACCGUUUUCACCGAUCAUUCGCUUUUCGGAUUCGCCGAUGCCUCAGCGAUUUUGAUCAAUUUCCUCCUCAUUCAAUACUCGUUUGCCAAUGUGGAUCGUUUCAUUUGCGUGUCGUACACAAGCAAAGAAAACACGGUGCUCCGAGCUCAACUCGAUCCGCAACGCGUUUACACGAUUCCGAAUGCCAUCGAGACGAGUUUCUUCUAUCCGGAUCGGAAGCAAUUCUUUGAAAAUCCGACCACCGUCAUCUUUCUCGGGCGUUUAGCGUAUAGAAAAGGCGCUGAUUUGCUUUGUGAAGUGAUUCCAACGGUCUGCCACCGAUAUCCGAAUGUGCAGUUUCUCAUCGGUGGUGAUGGGCCAAAACGAGUAGAUUUGGAGGAAAUGAGGGAGAAAUAUGGUCUACACGAACGUGUUCGAAUGUUAGGCAUGUUGCCGCAUAAUAGAGUCAGAGAAGUGCUCGUUCAGGGACAGAUUUUCAUCAACACCUCACUGACGGAAGCGUUUUGUAUGAGCAUCGUUGAGGCGGCGAGCUGCGGGUUACACGUUGUGUCGACGAAGGUUGGCGGUGUGCCCGAGGUGUUGCCCGAUGAAUUCGUGAUCCUUGAGCAACCUGUACCAAAACUUCUUGCACGAGCCCUUUGUGAUGCGAUCAAAAUGCGUGAGACCGGUCGAUUGAUGGAUCCAGAUGAGCGACAUAAACGAGUACAAAAGAUGUAUCAAUGGGAAGUGAUAGCCGAACGCACCGAGGUUGUCUACUAUGACGCGAUGCACGAUCACGUCAACACGUGGAGAGAGCGAUUACAAAGAUUACUGAGUCUACAGCGCUGGUGGGGUCUCGUCUGGUGCUGGGGCAAUUUGUUGGGAUUCGCGAUCGCGCUUUUCAUGGAAUGGUGGCAACCAAGAAAGACGUUGAGGGAAACGACAGCAAAAACGAAAACUCAA